AUGGGUUACUAUAGCGGGCUGCUUUGUGCUGUGCCUUGUGACAAUAUCCAUGGAAAUCUUGGGCGCCGCCGCCGGCGAUGUACGUACGUGUUGGGGGACUCGACGCUGGACGUCGGCAACAACAACUACCUGCCGGGGACGAACGUCCCCAGGGCCAACAGGCCCUACUACGGCGUCGACGACUUCCCUGGCAUUCCCACCGGGAGCGGGAGGUUCAGCAACGGCCGCAACACGGCUGACUUCAUCGCAAAGAUGAUAGGAUUCGUCGGUAGCCCUCCGGCUUAUCUGGCGCUGGCGUCAAGCUCCGGCCUUCUCGUCUCCGCCGCUCGCACCACUGGUGUGAGCUACGCUUCCGGAGGAGCUGGCAUCCUCGACUCCACUAACGCCGGCAACAACAUCCCGCUGUCGAAGCAGGUGCGCUACUUCAACGACACCAGGUCGAAGAUGGACGCCGUGGUGGGCUCCGGCGCGGUGACCGCCCAGCUCUCCAAGGCCUUCUUCCUCAUCGGCAUCGGCGGCAACGACCUGUCCACGUUCGCCAACGCGGAGCAGGCGCGCAACAGGUCAGCCGCCGAGAAGCAGAGCGACACCGCCGCCUUCUACGGCGGCCUCAUCUCCAACUACUCGGCCGCCAUCACGUUUAACUUGGCUAGCUAUGUACUGAUCAUACCAUACAUGGCAGAAUCUGUACAAGCCGGGUGCCUGCCGGUCGCCCGGGUGCUCGACGCGGCGGGCGCGUGCUCCCAAGACCGGAACCAGCUCGCCGCCGGCUUCAACGACGCCCUCCGGUCCCUGCUCGCCGACCUCGCCGCCACGCUGCCGGACCUCGUCUACUCUCUGGCCGACUCCCUGGGCCUCAUGGCGGCCAUCUUCGCCGACCCGCAGGCGUCGGGGUUCACGGACAUCUCCGACGCGUGCUGCGGCGGCGGGCGGCUGGGCGCGGAGGCGGGAUGCUCGCCCGACGCCGCGCUCUGCGCCGACCGCGACCGCUACUACUUCUGGGACGCGGUGCACCCUACCCAGCGGACCGCCAUGCUCAGAGCUCGGGCCUUCUUCUAUGACGCCGGCGAGGCCAAGUACACCACCCCCAUCAACUUCGAGCAGCUGCUCCACAUCGAUCACCGCGAGAGCUAGCCGCCGCUGAUCCUUGCGUGUUCAUUCAGGGGCGACCAGGUGUCCAUUCCUACUGCUUGUUCGAUCGGUUCUUC
Messenger RNA from Panicum virgatum (switchgrass), 1208 nucleotides. Its product is annotated as GDSL esterase/lipase At5g55050-like. Bases 1 to 1134 code for a protein of 377 amino acids. The record is from RefSeq and is a predicted model, not a curated record. The transcript has 5 exons. Gene Ontology annotation, molecular function: hydrolase activity, acting on ester bonds. Lineage: Eukaryota; Viridiplantae; Streptophyta; Magnoliopsida; Poales; Poaceae.